AUCCAAUUUAGACCACACUAAUUUUGUCCAGUGUUUACCUUAUAAAAAAUAGAUUUUUUUGAUUGACAAUCAUAUUAUUCUUAUCAAUAUUUUCCCCUAUCAUUUAAAGUCCCAUUGAAGCAGGAUUGACUAUAAAUGGAUCCAAAACCUAACACAGUGGCCAAUGCUAGAACCUCAAAACCUUUCAUCCCAGCAUUUUUAAGCGUCCUGCUAGUUUGUCUGGUUGCUUUCAUGUUUCAAAUCCUAUUCUUCUCACCCAUAUCCCCCAGAAAUCUUGAAUUGCCACCUUUAUCUUCUUUUCCAACAAACAACCAAUUACAGAGAGUUACCAAACUUGGAGAAGGAUUAAAGGACCCAGAAGAUAUUUGUUUCGAUAAAGAGGGUACAUUAUAUACAGCUACCAGAGAUGGUUGGAUCAAAAGAAUGUAUAGAAAUGGGUCAUGGGAAAAUUGGAAAAUGACAAACAGUCAAACUUUACUUGGAAUAACAAUAACAAAGGAAGGUGAUCUUAUUGCAUGUGAUUCUGAAGAGGGUUUGCUUAAGGUUGGUGAAGAUGGCAUCGUAGUCCUUGCAUCACAUGUCAAUGGGUCCAAAAUAAGGUUUGCUGAUGAUGUUAUCGAAGCAUCAGAUGGUAGUCUAUACUUUAGUGUUGCAAGCACCAAAUUUGACCUCCACAGUUGGUAUCUAGACGUGAUUGAAGCAAAACCACACGGGCAGCUGCUAAAGUAUGAUCCAUCAUCAAGUGAGACAUCCAUUCUACUUGAAGACUUGGCUUUUGCUAAUGGUGUUGCACUCUCAAGGGACCAAGAUUAUUUGGUGGUCUGUGAAACAUGGAAGUUUAGAUGCCUCAAGUAUUGGUUGAAAGGAGAGGACAAAGGAAAAACUGAGAUUUUUGUUGAAAACCUUCCAGGUGGUCCUGAUAACAUCAAACUUGCCCCAGAUGGAUCUUUUUGGAUUGCUCUACUUCAGUUAACUUCUGAUGGGUUGGAGUUUGUGCACAGCUCCAAGGUAUCCAAACACAUAAUAGCGGCAUUUCCCAAGCUGAUUAAGCGGGUAAAUGGUGUGUUCAGGAAAGCAAUGGUUGUAAAUGUGGCAACUGAUGGCAAGAUAAUCAAGAAAUUUGAUGACCCAGAAGGAAAGGUGAUGACCUUUGUAACAUCAGCCUUGGAAUUUGAGGAUCAUUUGUAUUUGGGAAGUCUCAACUCCAAUUUUGUUGGAAAGUUACCAUUGGAAGACAAAAUAAGCAAAAGUGCGGAGUGAAUAAAUUACAAGGCGCAAGGACGUGUCCUUAAUAUGCAAUAAGCAUACUAUUUUACUUAUCAAAAAAGCAAUAAGCAAACUAUUUAGAAGGGGCAUUGGAUGAUGUUGAAUAAAAUUUUAUUUUCUAGUGCACAAAAAAAAGGAAAAAAAUAAAAGAAGAAUUUUGUAGUU
This is a messenger RNA of Quercus robur (English oak), 1431 nucleotides long. RefSeq names its product protein STRICTOSIDINE SYNTHASE-LIKE 4-like. Gene Ontology annotation, biological process: biosynthetic process. NCBI's taxonomy places the organism in Eukaryota, Viridiplantae, Streptophyta, Magnoliopsida, Fagales, Fagaceae. The record is from RefSeq and is a predicted model, not a curated record. Gene Ontology annotation, molecular function: strictosidine synthase activity. The transcript is spliced from 6 exons. The coding region runs from base 136 to 1260 and encodes 374 amino acids.